AUGGAGACGGAUAGCAACAGCGACGGCGAAAUGAUGCCGGCCGCCGCGCAGAUGCCACCCUACAGCCGGGCCAACAUCGAGCUGCUCAUCAGGAGACACCAGGCCGCUGUCACGGCGCUCGGGCUGGCGUUCAACGGCCCACCUCACCAUCACAGGCCGAUGAUGGCAAACGCGGCCACGUCCGUGCCAGCGCCCAAGCACCACACCAUCGACGCCAUCCUCGGACUCAAGCGCAACGACCACAAAGACCAGGAGUCCGGAGGAGAAAACAGCUGCAAUUCUAGUGACACCGAGCAAAACCGUCAUCAGCCCGUGCCGUCCGACCAACACAACAUAAUGCGCGGUGGCGGAUGCGGAGGCGUCGGUGGAGGCGUCGGUGGAGGCGGUGGAGUAAGUGCCGGAGGAGGUGGAGGAGGAGGAGGAGGCGGAGGCGGAAUAGGAUGUGGAGGAGGAGGAGGCCCUCCGCAACAGCGUCGGUCAGCCGACAUGGACGACAUGAGCGGCGGUGGGUGCGGCGACAGCAGCGACGGCGAACCGGACGACGAGCAACUGUCCGGCGGCCGGGCGAGCGCGUCACCCGCGGCCGCGGCCGGUGGCAUGUCACCACCCGACAAGAAAAAGCACCGCCGGAACCGCACCACGUUCACCACCUAUCAGCUGCACGAGCUGGAGCGAGCGUUCGAGAAGUCGCACUACCCGGACGUGUACAGCCGCGAAGAGCUGGCCAUGAAGGUCAACUUGCCGGAAGUCAGGGUCCAGGUGUGGUUCCAGAACCGGAGGGCCAAGUGGCGCCGACAGGAGAAGAUGGAGGCGGCAAGACUGGGCCUGAACGACUACGUGCACUCAACGAUGACCGGUUCGCUCGGCCGGAUGCCCGGGUCCAGCCUGGCGCUGCCCGUCGACCCGUGGCUGUCGCCGCCGCUGCUGUCCGCGUUACCAGGUUUCUUGUCGCACCCGCAGACGGGUUACCCGAGCUACCUGACGCCGCCGGUGGUGCACUGCGGCGGUCCGCCGUCGUCCGCACAGAAGUCGCCGCCAUCACCGCAACAGCAGAUCACCAUCGCCACGCCACCGUCGUCGUCGUCCAUGUCCACGUCUUCGUCGUCCGCGGUGUCCACUGCCGACCCCAGGACAUCGUCCAUAGCUGUACUUAGGCUCAAGGCCAAGGAGCACGUCGAGUCCAUCACGAAAGGCAUGCAAAUGGUCUAG
Messenger RNA from Macrosiphum euphorbiae (potato aphid), 1209 nucleotides. The record is from the annotation of a GenBank genome assembly. Lineage: Eukaryota; Metazoa; Arthropoda; Insecta; Hemiptera; Aphididae.